Ramularia collo-cygni is the source of this 456-nucleotide messenger RNA. RefSeq lists its product as uncharacterized. The transcript has a single exon. NCBI's taxonomy places the organism in Eukaryota, Fungi, Ascomycota, Dothideomycetes, Mycosphaerellales, Mycosphaerellaceae. Bases 1 to 456 code for a protein of 151 amino acids. The record is from RefSeq and is a predicted model, not a curated record.
AUGCGCUUCUUCGAAGUCUCCGCUACGGCCUUUGCCGCCACCGCCAUGCUUUCUGGCGCAUUCGCUGCCGUCGCGCCACCAACAUAUGAGGCUUCUUCCGCUGCACCACCACCAGCUUACGAGGCUUCAUCUGCUGCCCCUCCAGUCUACACCAGCGCAACGACCACCUACUACACCACCCGCACCGUCAUGCGCGUUGUGGAGACGAUGACUGCUACCCGCAAUGGAACCACCUCCGUUUACGCCACCACUGAGAGCUCCACUUCUACCGCAACCGAGAUCGCAACCACCAGCGCCAGUGCUAGCUCGACCCUCUACCCCAUGAACAACGGCACGACAACCUCUGCUCUGGCCACCGGAGCACUCCCAACCCCCAGCAACGUCUACGAGGGUUCCGCUUCGCAGCUCUCGGUCGGUCUCGUAGCUCUCAUCGGCCUCGCCGGUCUUCUUCUCUAA